AUGGACUACAGAAGCUCAAAUAGAACGAGCCACUCAAGCUCCAACCAAAAGUCAAGGCACCGAGAUGCCAGCGGGAGACUCAACGAGGGCUCACAUCACGUCAAAACCUCCAGUGGGGAUCGGCAAAGAGAGGUCCCCCAAGGUCGCAGCGGCUACAACCGGACCCGCGAACGCGAACACGGCCACGGCGUAUCACCAAAGGGCCGAUCCGGAUACAACUGA
Colletotrichum orchidophilum is the source of this 222-nucleotide messenger RNA. RefSeq lists its product as uncharacterized. The transcript has a single exon. Lineage: Eukaryota; Fungi; Ascomycota; Sordariomycetes; Glomerellales; Glomerellaceae. The coding region runs from base 1 to 222 and encodes 73 amino acids. The record is from RefSeq and is a predicted model, not a curated record.